AUGGCCCGGAGCGCAAGGGCCGACUCGUCCAGCUCAGACGACUCGCGCCUGCUGUCCUCGGACGCCUCCGACUCGGACGACGACGACGCCGCCGCGCCUCGUCCAGCGCGCUCUACCACGACACACCUGUCCCCUAUCGUCUGGGUCUCGAUCGCCGUACUCGUGGUGGUUGUCGCCGUCCUGCUCGCCGUCGUCGUGUGGCAGCAAACCCGCGAGGCGGCGAGCGAGGGCGGCGCAGACGCAGCGGCAGCGGCGGCCACGACCGGCGCACAGUCGGCGGCGGCCACGACGAGGGGAGGACAAGGCGGCGAGGGGGCGGCGAGCCCGAGCAGGUCGUCGAGCCGGGGCGACGAGGACGACAGCUCGCCGACCCGGUCGCCAUCCGCAUCUUCGCCUGCCGCCACCGACGACGACGCUCGAAGGAGCAAAACCUCUUCCGCUGCGCCAACUUUUUCGACCUCGACCUCAUCGAGCGGCUCGCUGCCGGCCCUGUACGGCGAGCAGCUCCUCAUCGACUUUUCGACCUUCUCGUCGACCGACACCGUCACGGGCUUCCUUGAGGCGGCGGGCCUCGCCAUCUCCGACUGGCCAGUCGGCUUCGAGCCCAUCAGCGUCAUGAUGACGCCGGACAACGUCGACAUCGUCGACGGCGCGCUAUCGCUCAAGGUGACGGGCCAGUCGGGCACGGGCGAGGUGCAGAGCGCAGAGGUGGCGACCGUCGAGCAGGGCAUCCUGUACGGCAAGGUGACGACGAGGGCCAAGGCGAGCCCCGUGCCCGGCGUGUGCCACGGCUUCUUCUUCUAUGACAAGGACAAUCGCGAGGUCGACAUCGAGUUGCUCACGAGCUACUACACCAAGGGACGAGGCGACUCGGUCAAGCCAGGUAUCCAGUACACAAACCACCCGCUCACGGCCGACGGCGAGAUGUACAACGAGGUGUAUCCUUAUCCCUGGGACCCGACCGCCGCCUUUCACGACUACACGGUCGAGUGGACGGCGAGCGAGACCAUCUUCUCGCUCGACGACCAGGUCAUCGCCACCUUCACCGUCAACGUGCCCAAGAAGCCCAUGACGUUCAACUGGAACUCCUGGUCGAGCGGCGAGCCAAACUGGAGCGCCGGCCCACCAACCGAGGACUCGUUCCUCCUGAUCAGCGCCAUCGCCGCCAACUGGACGACGUAG
Molecule: messenger RNA, 1182 nt
Organism: Rhodotorula graminis WP1
Lineage: Eukaryota; Fungi; Basidiomycota; Microbotryomycetes; Sporidiobolales; Sporidiobolaceae
Product: glycoside hydrolase family 16 protein
Exons: 5
Coding region: 1-1182 (393 amino acids)
Biological process (GO): carbohydrate metabolic process
Molecular function (GO): hydrolase activity, hydrolyzing O-glycosyl compounds
Source: RefSeq, a predicted model, not a curated record